Messenger RNA from Meriones unguiculatus (Mongolian gerbil), 3650 nucleotides. It is a transcript of the gene Runx3, whose product is annotated as RUNX family transcription factor 3. Gene Ontology annotation, cellular component: nucleus. Bases 417 to 1688 code for a protein of 423 amino acids. The record is from RefSeq and is a predicted model, not a curated record. NCBI's taxonomy places the organism in Eukaryota, Metazoa, Chordata, Mammalia, Rodentia, Muridae. Gene Ontology annotation, molecular function: RNA polymerase II cis-regulatory region sequence-specific DNA binding; DNA-binding transcription factor activity, RNA polymerase II-specific; ATP binding. Gene Ontology annotation, biological process: hemopoiesis; regulation of transcription by RNA polymerase II; neuron differentiation. The transcript is spliced from 6 exons.
CUCCGCCCUGGCUGCCCAGAGCCCCUUCCCACCAUUUAAUGAUACUCUGCCCAUAGUGCUGUUGAAAAUUUGUGGCUAGACAUUCCUGUGGGACCGGGAAGCCAAAUUCUUGGGUACAAACCGAAACUUUCUUUCCUUGGAGAUUUUCUUCUCUCUCGCCCACAGAUACUCUCGCGUUUUUUCCCUUUUUUUUUCCUUCUCUCUCUCUUUCUUUUUUCUAUUUUCUUUUUCGUAGCAGCAGGGAGAGAAAAAAAGAAACCAAAAAAAAAAAAAAAAAAGCCCGAAAAAGGAACACCUCCCCCUUUUUUAUUUUCAAAAGCAGCUUGAAAAAAAUAUAUAUAACAAAACAGCAGCCAACCAAGUGGAUCCGAACCCAACCCCCUGAGGCCGAGUCCUUGCCUCUGUCAGUGUGGGGUAUGGCCUCCAACAGCAUCUUCGACUCCUUUCCCAACUAUACACAGACCUUCAUCCGAGACCCGGGCACCAGCCGCCGCUUCACUCCCCCCUCCACGGCCUUCCCCUGCGGCGGCGCCGGCGGCGGCAAGAUGGGCGAAAACAGCGGCGCGCUGGGCGCGCAGGCGGCGGGGGGCCCCGGAGGCCGCGCCCGGGCCGAGGUGCGCUCGAUGGUGGACGUGCUGGCCGACCACGCGGGAGAGCUCGUGCGCACCGACAGCCCCAACUUCCUCUGCUCCGUGCUGCCCUCGCACUGGCGCUGCAACAAGACGCUGCCCGUCGCCUUCAAGGUGGUGGCCCUGGGGGACGUGCCCGACGGGACGGUGGUGACCGUGAUGGCGGGCAACGACGAGAAUUACUCCGCGGAGCUGCGCAACGCUUCCGCCGUCAUGAAGAACCAGGUGGCCCGCUUUAACGACCUUCGGUUCGUGGGCCGCAGCGGGCGAGGGAAGAGUUUCACUCUCACGAUCACCGUGUUCACCAACCCUACCCAAGUGGCCACCUACCACCGAGCCAUCAAGGUCACUGUGGAUGGACCCCGGGAACCCCGACGGCACCGGCAGAAGAUAGAAGACCAGACCAAGGCCUUCCCCGACCGCUUCGGAGACCUGCGCAUGCGAGUAACACCCAGCACGCCCAGCCCCCGGGGCUCUCUCAGCACCACAAGCCACUUCAGCAGCCAGGCCCAGACCCCAAUCCAAGGCUCCUCAGACCUGAACCCCUUCUCGGACCCGCGCCAGUUCGACCGCUCCUUCCCCACGCUGCAGAGUCUCACAGAGAGCCGCUUCCCGGACCCCAGGAUGCACUACCCGGGCGCCAUGUCCGCCGCCUUCCCCUACAGCGCCACGCCGUCGGGCACCAGCCUGGGCAGCCUGAGCGUCGCGGGCAUGCCGGCCAGCAGCCGCUUCCACCACACCUACCUCCCGCCGCCCUACCCCGGGGCCCCGCAGAGCCAGAGCGGGCCCUUCCAGGCCAACCCCGCGCCCUACCACCUCUUCUACGGCGCCUCCUCCGGCUCCUACCAGUUCUCCAUGGCAGCCGCGGGCGGCGGCGAGCGCUCGCCCACCCGCAUGCUCACCUCCUGCCCCAGCGGCGCCUCGGUGUCGGCGGGCAACCUCAUGAACCCCAGCCUGGGCCAGGCCGACGGCGUGGAGGCCGACGGCAGCCACAGCAACUCACCCACGGCCCUGAGCACCCCGGGCCGCAUGGACGAGGCCGUGUGGAGGCCCUACUGAGCGCCCUGGAGACUUGCGGGCCACCCGGACCGUCCCUCCGGCCCCUACAGGAAGAAAACAGACUUUGGCCUGGUCCCAGGGACCAGAGCUGGUGAUGGCUCCCAGAGCUCUGUCCAGCCUCGAGUUUGAACAGAGGGAGGGUGUGGGGACCUCCCACAGGACGAUGCCCCAGCCCAGACCCGUGUCCCUCGCCCUGCCCCGCCCAGGAUCAUCUCCUAAGUCAAAGGCUACCCCUGCCCAUGAGGGAGGGGCCUUUGCUGGCAAGAGAAGUUCAGGCUCAGAGAUGUCCACCCCAGGGACCAGCCCCCUCUCUCUCUGCAGCCAUACCCGUCCAAUCAACUGGAAACCCCAAUCCCUGAGAUGUCGUCACUCCCCUGUACAGGAGGAGGGCCUAGGACACACCCACAUCAGCCCCCAACUUGACUUCCCCACGAUGCCAGGCCAGCAGCCCCUGACCAGCUCUAGCUUAGCUGAGGACGAUAGGCUGCGGAGCAGGCUCGUCCCUGAUGGCAGGUCCCUAAAACGAGGAAGGCCUCAGCGCCUUCAAGUGCAUUCCAGCCCAAAGAGCCCCAGGGACAGAGAGGUCCUGGCAGAAAGUCUUAACUGUGAGGAUGGAUAGGGUCUUCCCUCACCAGAUCAAACCAAGCUGUGUCCCGGGGGUGCCUCACGGCCCACAGCCCCGUUCCCAACUUGUUAGCACCUAGAAGCAAACAACCCUGACAGUGCCCUCCCCCCACUAAGUGUCUCCGUCAGGCAUUUUAAAUCAAGGUCUCUGACAGGCAGAAGUUCUGUGUCUAUGAAAGCCUCGUGCCAUUCACACCUCAUGUUCCUCACAGAAGGGGACCAAAAGCUGGAAAAGUCCUGUGGGGGCUCUGGGGAGCGGUGUCCAAGCAGAGGUCAGAGGGCAUCGUGAGAUCUGGCAGAUGGGAAGGGAGGCCGUGGCCUCGGGCUUGGGUCAUGGGAAUUGUGGGAGGUUGGUGGGAUGGGUUAAAGAGCUCUUAACCAGAGCUGGCCCACAGGUGUUUUUUUAAACUGCGUGAGCCACAUCCUCUGUGGCCCCUGAACCCUCCUCUUCAAGGUUCCUUAGGGACGGUCCCUGUCACAGUGCUUGGCCUUCUCCGUUGCCGGUCCCUGUAUCAGCCACAUACACACUCUGGCAGGUCAGGGAGUCCUGACAGUCCCUGGCAGAUACCUCCCGUUACAGUUUCCUUUGUCCCACCCUCCCUGGGGAGGAAAUUCUGUCUCUUGGAAGUAGCUGAGGUAACUUUCCAGCUCUCCUCACCCAGAGGGGCCUCCUUGCCUCUUCUCAGGAAGCAGCUCUAACCCAUUGCUCUCCUACCUGCUUUGCUACCGGUCCAUGGUGUGGACUGUGUCCGCUCACCAAGGAAGGAUCCCAGCACCUACCACCGUGUAAACCACCCCAGACGGCUACCCUUCCUGAUACCCAAACGCGGACGGAGAUUUAAAAAAAUCACCACCACCAGCCCCCACCCCCUUCCCGGUCAUCCCUACUCUUCCCCACCCCUGACUAACAGUGACAGCUGAAUCUGUUGUGGGUCCCACGGUGAAUAUAGGCUGUUUUAAAAAAAAAACAAAUGGGUCCUUAUUUGUAAGGCUACUUUAAAGUGCUACUCGAAAGCACUGGCUAGAAAGAAAAGCACAAGGAGGCCGAGGGGUUGAUACAAUGUUACCGGGCAGGGGUUGGGCACCGGUCUUUUGUAACAUUGCUGCCCUGAGGCGCCCUACCUGCCGUGAGCGGGUCUUCCUGAGGCAGGGUGAGAGCUGAGGGGCACCGGAGGGCCUGCUUUGCACUAUGGCUGCUUGGUGUGUUUGUUUUUUGGUUUUUGGUUUUUUUUUUUUAUGCACAACUUGCUUGUACAGUCAAUUGCCUAUCUUGGGUACUAUUUAACUGUAAAAUGAAAACUGUAUUUGUUACAAUAAUAUAACAGAUGGCUUGAAGGA